AUGCAUGAUAAUCUCAUUGCCAGACCUAGCUCUGUGAAAGUAGUCGAGGUUUGUAGAGUGGCUCCUCUUCCUAGCUCAACGGACUCAUCAAUCCCAUCAGAUCAGUCCCUUGUAACCUUGUUUGAUCUACUCUGGUUAAGGUUUCUACCUGUUGAAACUGUUUACAUCUAUGAAAUACCUCCCACCACUAACCCACAUAUUUUCUAUGAUUCCAUACUCCCCAAACUCAAAGCCUCGCUCUCUCUUACCCUCCAACACUAUUUCCCACUCGCCGGGAACCUAAUUUGGCCCCAAGACUCACCCAAACCCGUUAUCAGCUUCGCCCAAGGCGACUCCGUUUCACUCACAAUUGCCGAAUCCAAUGCCGAUAAUUUCACCUACCUUUCGAGCAACGACUUUGUGGAUGCCAAGGACUACCAUCCACUUAUUCCCCCAUUAGAAGUUUCUGAUGAACGAGUUGCGGCCAUGGCAAUACAAAUCACUUUCUUCCAUAACCGCGGCUUUACCAUUGGAAUAAUCAUGCACCACGCCGUCCUGGACGGCAGAAUCGCAUUCUUGUUUUACAAAGCAUGGGCUCACAUAUGUAAACUUGGAACCGGAAUCCUAUCAUCAUCUUCUUCUAUGUCACUACCUGAUAAACUCAAACCAUUUCACGACAGAAUGGCCAUCCAUGACCCAGAUGGGCUCGGAGAACUCUACGCCAAUGACUACCUCAACCAGGAAGGACCCAACAACAGGAGUGUGACGCAUCGCAUCCCACCUAAAGUUUUUCCCCAAGAUCUAGUUCGAGGGACCUUCGAAUUCACACGAGCAAAUAUUCAAACACUUAGAGAUCGUGUUGUGAAAACAACCAGGGUUUCUGAUCCAUCACCACUUCAUUUGUCCACUUUUUCUCUAGGGUGUGCUUACACAUGGAUCUGCUUAGUCAAGGCAGGAGAAAUAAAGGGAGAGAAGACUGCUAUGAUCUUCGGCGUGGACGUCAGGUCUCGCUUGGACCCGCCCGUGCCGGACACCUACUUCGGAAACUGCAUAGUGGGUCGUGUUGCAGUGGCGGAAACCAAAGGCUUGACCGGUGACGAUGGGUUAGUCGUGGCCGUAAAGGCAAUCAAUGAGGCUUUGAAGAGUUUGGACGACGGGGUUUUCAGUGGAGCUGAGCUUUGGGUUUCGAAAUUCCUGGACUUUUCACUGUAUGACAAGAUAUAUUCAAUUGCGGGUUCACAGAGGUUUGAGGUUUACGGUACUGAUUUUGGAUGGGGAAGGCCGAAGAAGAUCGAGCUCGUUUCGAUGGAUAAGACAGAUGCAGUGUCUCUUAUGGACAGCAAGAAUGGCGGUGGAGCUGUUGAAGUUGGGAUGGCAUUGAAGAAACCACAAAUGGAGGUCUUCGCCUCUCUAUUUGCUGAAGGUCUCUGA
Molecule: messenger RNA, 1410 nt
Organism: Argentina anserina (silverweed cinquefoil)
Lineage: Eukaryota; Viridiplantae; Streptophyta; Magnoliopsida; Rosales; Rosaceae
Product: malonyl-CoA:anthocyanidin 5-O-glucoside-6''-O-malonyltransferase-like
Exons: 2
Coding region: 1-1410 (469 amino acids)
Source: RefSeq, a predicted model, not a curated record